AUGGUCAAUAGUGCCACUGGCGCCACUGCGCCAAAGACGGCUCCUCCGGGUCACGGCGUCAAUUCUGAAUCCGCGCUCAGGUCUACCCCACUUGCAACUGGUUCUGCCGUUAUCAGCGACGCCGUCAAUACUGUAGGCGUUAAGGUUGAUAAUGUCCGCCCAUGGAUCACUCGGGAUGUCGACAACUACAAGGAAUGCGAUGCAGAUGGAAUGCUGCAGGAACUUCUUUGUGGCUUCGAACAGCGCUCUAGCAGUGAGAAGUCGAAGUUACUUCAAGAUUCCCUUGAAGCCGUGCUGGACAUCUGUAACAACACUCCAGAAAUCACAGAUAACUUGACUGCUUUUGCCGAUUGCACUGUAGAGCCAGAGUUUUACGAGCAUUUUGUGCGUGCGGCCAACACUGCACUCCUCGAACUGAGCAAUGUGGAGGUGUCCGGACUACGUGCUUCUCCGCAUAACGACGACACCGAUAUCCUCUUUCAUCAUAACGACAAGAAUAUAACACAAAUGCACCAAGGCGUAUGGUCGACAUGCAAGCCUGAGGUCGUUCUUGUCUCUUGGGAAACGGCGAAGGAUGCGACGAUCAAUCGAAAGAGCAAGCGUGGCAAGGGUAAGAGUAAGAGAAAGGGUAAGGGUAGUAGGGCCGAGGUGAAGAAUAAGGGUAAGGGUAAAGAGGGGAAUCUGGACGAAAAGGCUAGGGCGAAGAAGGCGUUCUACACGAAGGAGGCGGCACACAAACCUGUCGGCCACUUCGAGUGGACGGGUGUUCGAUCAACAGUGGAAUUCAAAUGCCCUCGCUGUCGCCUGGCCCCUCCCCCCAAAAAAUAUGAAGUGACGAAAUAUACCGCCCCUGUGACGAAGUAUCUGGACUCUCGGAAGAAAACGAAAGCCCCUGCUAAUGCAACGAGUUCGGCUCCUGCGAACAUGACAUCGAAUGAAGCCCGAGCUCCGCGUAGGUCCGAGCGACUGAAAGCAAAAGCAGCAAAAAACAAACGUAAACCUGAGGAUAGAAUCUCCAGCGAAGACGUCAAGCGCCUCAAGACAUCCCACGAGAGCGACUACACAUCCAACGAGAGGGACUACGUAUCUAGCGACGACACAUCCGGCGAGCCCGACGAGUCAUCCAGCGAGCCCGACGAGUCAUCCAACGAGAACGACUACGCAUCCCGCAAGCACGACACAUCCAUCGAGAACGACAAGAACAACAACACAGAGCAGGAGCCAAAAAAGAUUCAUCCUAACGUCCAGAAUGGUGUGUAUGCCGCAGAGAUAUCUGCCGCCAACAUUGCACUGCAGCACAUCAUUUCCUAUGUGGUGAUGAACGACAUCAUCUACAUCUGGUAUUUUGAUCGCGAGAACGCCAUUCAAUCCGCCGGCUUCAAUUUCAUCCAAGAUCUUCCUCGCUUUCUGGUCUUGCUGCUUUCUAUGCAGCGCAUGACACCCAAACAAUGGGGCCAUAAUUCGCACUUCACCACUGUGCCUGGAGUUUCGUGCGACAUUCUUGUCGGCGAAGUUGAUCUCAAACUUGACUUGCAGUCCAACGCUUGCACUACUCACUUCGGUCUACGCGGCCGCACAACCAAUGUCUUUCCAGUGAAAAGCAAGUAUCUAUCGAAGACGAGGAAGACUAGGGAUAUUUGUGGUAAUCGUACCAAGAAACUGGUUGCCAAGCUCUAUUGGCCAGAAGAGCGGCGCCAGAGCGAGGAUGAGAUACUGCAGAAGGUGUAUGCCAUUGCGAGCAAGGAGUCAACAGUGAAGAACCACAUUCCAGACCUGGUCUGGUCCCACAGGUUUGACGAGACGUCAACGGUGAACAUCAGGAAGGCACUAGGGAUUGAAGACCCUCCCGGUCAAGAAGGCAGUCGCGUCUUGUAUAUCAUCGUGCUCAGGAAGCUUCGUCCAAUCACGAAGCUGAGCGAUAACAAGUUCCUCGGCGCAUGGUGGCAAGCCGCACUCUGUCAUUAUACCCUCUGGAAGCACGGUAUCCAUCACCGCGACGUCAGUCCGAACAAUCUCAUGGUGUACCGGUUAAAUGGCAAAUGGGUGGCGGUUCUCAAUGACUACGACUUGUCAUCAAUUUCCGACGGGCCUAGCGGCAACGAGCGCAUAGGAACAGUGCCAUUUAUGGCAAUUGAACUGCUCCGGGAAGAUGCUCUCGCAGGCAAAGUCAAACACUUGUACCAGCACGACGCUGAAUCGUUCAUAUGGGUCCUCGUCUGGGUCUGUCUUCGGUAUAAGGGUGGCGAACUCUUGCCCUCGGGCGAGGGCAGACUACUCGACGACUGGCUCACAGUGGAUGCGGUUAGAUGCAGGGAGAAAAAGUCUGACUUUAAGGGGAUAUUUCAGCACAAGAAGGAUGAUGGCAAGUAUGGUAUCACAGCCUCGUCGUCGCACCAAGAUAAUUGGAAGAUCGCGAUACUCUGCCUUCACACUCUCACUCUCCAACGGCCCAGUGUGCUAGACGAUAGAUCUAUAUUCCAGACAUGGCUCCUGGUGCACGUAGAGUCUGUCGUUCCACGCGUUAUGGCCUGCACACAUGAUCUUGUAGAUAUCUCAAUGGCACGCAGAAUGCAAAGUAGCAAUCUUAUAGAGUUUACUCUUUAG
Molecule: messenger RNA, 2604 nt
Organism: Suillus clintonianus
Lineage: Eukaryota; Fungi; Basidiomycota; Agaricomycetes; Boletales; Suillaceae
Exons: 7
Coding region: 1-2604 (867 amino acids)
Source: RefSeq, a predicted model, not a curated record